AUGCCAGUCAGUGGUGCUGUGGCCACUUCAGGUGCCGAUAAUUUCUUGAAAAUUCGAAAACAAGAACUCAUAAAAGCAUUUUCAGUGGGCUGGGAUAUCAAUUUCUAUAUACAUGCUGCAAUUUUAGGAGGAUUAACCAUACUUUGGGCUCUAUAUUUCAGAGAUUCGCCCUCUGGGCAUCCAUUUGUGGCUCGUAAGGAAUAUCAGAAAAUUACAUUUGGCAAACCGCCAAAAUCAGAAAAGCUAGUUAACCCCGUCCGGCGGAUUUUCAAAUCACUAGUGAUCUGGGCUGUAUGGAUCGCUGUCAUAGGAAAUUUUCUCGUUUCACAAUUCACAAUCUCCUACUCGCCUUUAUAUCUUUCCUAUACAUUGGGAUUCCCCAUUACUACUGCUGGGGUUCUCACUAUUGCUCCUAUGGGUGGUCUGCUAGCAGUGAAGAUGUUUACCGGACUUGCUUCGGAUAAACUCACCUGCAUACCUGAAGUGGCUAAAAUUCGAAUUUUCAACACUGUAGCCUUACUUGGUUCCGGAAUGUUCUUCAUUUUGCUUACCAUGAUAUGCCCAACAGGAAAUGCUGGCGAUGUUAUUUUGAUUAGUGAGUUCUAAGG
This is a messenger RNA of Cylicostephanus goldi, 608 nucleotides long. NCBI's taxonomy places the organism in Eukaryota, Metazoa, Nematoda, Chromadorea, Rhabditida, Strongylidae. The record is from the annotation of a GenBank genome assembly.